CAGUUUCCAGCCGCUCAGUAUGGAAGUCUUUCCUUGAAGCACAUUCCUGGAGGCUGAUGUCAGACGGAGAGGAGCAGCGAGAAAGGAAGCGGCCAUGAUGAAUCCAUCUGCCGAGCCCUCCGUCAGAUCAGGAAAUGAGAGCGAGAUAACCCUCCAUUGUUCUCUAUCAGGGCGGACUCCAUCAGCCAUUCAUUUCCAGGAAUGCUGCCCUGACGUAAUAACCAUCUGGGAAUCCUGCGAGAUCUGUAAACGCGGGAUUUAUGGGGACGGAUCAGACAUGGGACAGAAAUACUAAGCCGCUUUCCAAUUCCGAAAAAUCCCCAGUAAAAUAAAUGCAAGUCCUUGACGCGUCCUCUGCUCCCUGCGGUUCUUUAUGCACUAGGAACGGGGGCCCCUGUUACUGGGUAAGGUGGGUGAUGGCCAGUAUGGCGGCCAUUACUACUCCCAGAGGGGUGGUCACCCGUCUCUUACAGACUGUAUUUAGUGCUGGAGUCUAGAAGAGAUUUCCCUAAAAAUGGACAAUGAAGAAGUCCCGGAGUUCAUGAGCCCCAAGGAAGAAAUCGUCUACUGGAGAGAGCUGUCUAAGACCUAUAAACAGAGUUACCAAGAAGCACGUGACGAGUUGGUUGAAUUUCAAGAAGGGAGCCGGGAGUUGGAGGCCGAGCUGGAGACUCAGCUGGUGCAGGCAGAGCAGAGGAACCGAGAUUUGCUAGCAGAUAACCAAAGACUUAAAUACGAGGUGGAAUCCUUAAAGGAGAAGCUUGAGCAUCAGUACGCACAAAGCUACAAGCAGGUGUCUCUCUUGGAGGACGAGCUGAGUCGAGCCCGGAGCAUCAAGGACCAGCUUCACAAGUACGUGAGGGAGCUGGAGCAGGCCAACGACGACUUGGAAAGAGCCAAACGGGCUACAAUUGUGUCCCUGGAAGACUUUGAGCAGCGGCUGAAUCAGGCCAUUGAGAGGAACGCGUUUUUAGAGAGCGAACUGGAUGAGAAGGAAUCUUUGUUGGUGUCUGUGCAGAGAUUAAAGGAUGAGGCACGAGAUUUACGGCAGGAACUGGCAGUUCGUGAGCGACAGACAGAUGGAACAAGAAAAUCUGCCCCGAGCUCCCCGACUCUAGACUGCGAGAAGGCAGACUCUGCCGUGCAAGCCUCUCUGUCUUUACCUGCCACCCCUGUGGGCAAAAUCUCAGACAACAGUUUUACCUCUCCAAAAGGUAUACCAAAUGGAUUUGGUACCACCCCACUAACUCCAUCCGCCAGGAUCUCUGCCCUGAACAUCGUAGGAGACCUCUUAAGAAAAGUGGGUGCCUUAGAAUCCAAGCUUGCAGCAUGCAGGAACUUUGCUAAGGACCAGGCGUCACGGAAAUCCUACGUCCCUGGCAGCUUGAACAGCAAUAGCAGCAGCAGUAGCAGCAUAUUAAACAGCGGAACCAAGUUCUCCCAUCCGGCGCACACAACGUACUUCGAUAAAGGGGCAAUGAACGGAUACGACCCCCCGGGAAUCUUAGGAUCGCGGCCGGCGUCUCCUCCCGGAAUGCUCCCCCUCAGUGUAUGAGCGCAGGAACCGCUCUGAGAAAAGACUCUUAGCCUUCACGGUUUCCGAAAAAGAACAAAAUCUGCUUCACUUUAACCUGUUCACUGCCUUUGGGAGGGAGGUGACGCUGCUCCCACCGGGGACAGGAAAGGGGGUUAGACUAUAUUCACUUGAGCUGGAAUCGAGGCUGCGCAAUAUACUCUCUCUGCUGCCAUUUUGGACGCUUGGUAACCCCUGGGACACGGCUUCUGCGACUCCUUCCUUCUCGUGUCUCGGUUCACUGUAGUGCUGUGAAGUGGCUGUGUGAUCAUCCUGGAGACUCGGCACAACCACUAUAAUUAUGUACUCUCCUCACGACGCAGCAGGUGAUGGCGGCAGAUGGUCGCUCACCUGCGAAGGAUGCACCAAGGCUUUGGGUUCUCCAAUCCAGAGCUGCAAGAUAUCCUCUCGCCCCUUCCCCCUCCUAUAUUACAGGGUUGCACCUCGGCUUGUGUCAAUCAGAAUGUCUGUUUUAUUUGUGUUUUCCUCCUUUUUUUCCCCUCCUCCACCUCUUUUUUUAAGCAGUGUAACAUCUGUCUGGUCACCAACAGGGCUGUGAUGCAUUGUGGGGAAAAAACUAUAUAUGUGUAUAACCCCCAACCCCUCGCCCCUUGUUCUGUGCCUCUAUUCCUGUGGAUGCCUAAAACGCAACACCCGCCCUGAUAUGUCCAUAGAUGUUACACGGAGCUGUGCCCACUUCCCCAACAUUCAGUGCCAUGGCCUGGACAAUACACCAUAUGCUUAUUGAAAAUCAACUUCUUGAUGCUCCAGUCACAUCCCAAGCAGCGUUAAUAUUCUGAUGGUCUCUGUUGGCUGUCAGACUGCUGGUCUUCACUCCUUGCUGCACGGUGGGAGCUGUAGUGCCUACUUCGGGCGCCAUACUGUAGUCCAGGUCGUUGGGUCUGUUGUUGGGACUGCAGCUCUGGGUGUGAAAGGAGUAUAAGAUACGACGUAAGGAAAUUAAAGUGUCUGCAAAGUGACACAGCAUUAUAAAUUUUGCCUUCACACUGAUGCUCAAAGUGGAGAUAU
Messenger RNA from Bufo gargarizans (Asiatic toad), 2602 nucleotides. RefSeq names its product nudE neurodevelopment protein 1 like 1 (gene NDEL1). Gene Ontology annotation, cellular component: kinesin complex; centrosome; kinetochore. Gene Ontology annotation, biological process: microtubule nucleation; cell migration; establishment of mitotic spindle orientation. NCBI's taxonomy places the organism in Eukaryota, Metazoa, Chordata, Amphibia, Anura, Bufonidae. Gene Ontology annotation, molecular function: microtubule binding. The transcript has 9 exons. The record is from RefSeq and is a predicted model, not a curated record. The coding region runs from base 515 to 1555 and encodes 346 amino acids.